This is a messenger RNA of Lonchura striata (white-rumped munia), 512 nucleotides long. RefSeq names its product translocase of outer mitochondrial membrane 5 (gene TOMM5). The record is from RefSeq and is a predicted model, not a curated record. Lineage: Eukaryota; Metazoa; Chordata; Aves; Passeriformes; Estrildidae. Gene Ontology annotation, cellular component: mitochondrial outer membrane translocase complex.
UCCGCGUUCCGGGCUCCGCGUUCCGGGCUCCGCGUUCCGCGUUCCCAGCUCCGCGCUCCGGGCUCCGCGCUCCCAGCUCCGCUCCAGGAUGUUCCGCAUCGAGGGGCUGGGGCCCAAGAUGGACCCGGAGGAGCUCCGCCGCAAGAUGCGCCGCGACGUGCUCGCCUCCGUGCGCAACUUCCUCAUCUACGUGGCCCUGCUGCGGAUCACUCCCUUCAUCUUGAAGAAGCUGGACAGUAUAUGACCCCUCGGGCCCGGCGGGAUGAGUGGCAGCUGCUGUCCCGCGGGGCUGGCCGCCCGGCACGGCUCGGCACGGCACGGCACGGCCCCCGCGGCCGUGGGGCAGAGCAUUCCGUGCUGCGUGAACAGAGCCCAGUCCAUCCCGCACACGCUGCGGCUCGCCGGCCCGCCCGCGUGCGCCGGUCUGCCCUUCAUCCAGCUCACCUGCAGCGUGAAAUAAGCGGGAAAUAAAUGGAAAUAUAACAACGGAAAUAAACGGGAGAGCAGCUGUG